Fulvia fulva is the source of this 426-nucleotide messenger RNA. RefSeq lists its product as uncharacterized. The transcript has a single exon. Lineage: Eukaryota; Fungi; Ascomycota; Dothideomycetes; Mycosphaerellales; Mycosphaerellaceae. Bases 1 to 426 code for a protein of 141 amino acids. The record is from RefSeq and is a predicted model, not a curated record.
AUGGCCACCAACCAUGCCAACAUCAAUCUCAUAACAUCUGGUCUUGGUCUCUUCUGGACGGCCGCCAGCAACACGCUCUUGGUGUACCUCGUCUACCACGCAUACGUAAACAUGCACUUCUUCAUGGACUAUCUCGUCAGGCCAGUGAGCAGCCGCAAGUACGUCGAAUACAUGGACCUCACACGAACAGACGACAUCUGCUUCUUCCUCUGUUCCGGAGCUUUAGCCACCUUCUCUAUUUCCGCCAUGAGCGUCUGGUACGCCCUGAUCGAUGUCUUCUGGCCGAUGAGGUUCGUCUUCUGGUUAUCGGUCGCACUGUUCUCCGCAGCCACCACUCUUGGUAUCGUCUGGGACCUUGGCUUGCUCAGAUGGGCAACAAAGGUCGUGCGGGCGUGCCAGCAGUUUGUCAGGAAUGGUGAGAAAUGA